AUUUGAACAGAACAACACAUUACAAUGGUGUACUAGACUAGUACCCAAGAGUUUACCCCCUCACACUUCACAGAGGCUAGAGAGAGAUAGACAAAGUGGUAGCAAAUGGGAAUGGCUACCACAUCCAUAUCUCUAUCCCCAACAACUUUUCCCCCAAUUCUCAAACCAAACCAUUGCCAAUUUCUCAGAACCCAGAAACCAAAUUCUUUGCCUUUGCCCUCACAAACCAAUUUUUCAACCAAAAAGACCUUAACUUUCCACAACCCACAUGAGAAUAUCAACCAGAGAAGCACCCUAAUUUGGAGAACGUAUGCAACCUCAGUUGAAUCUGUGGCUUCAGAAGCAAACCCAAUUGAGACUGCACAGGAGAUAGUGGCCACCACUAGUGAUGAUGGUGUCUCUGUCACCAUUUCUGUUCUUCUCUUUGUUGCAUUUGUUGGUCUCACCAUUCUCACUAUUGGGGUUGUGUACCUAGGUGUGACAGAUUACUUGCAGAAGAGGGAGAGGGAGAAGCUUGAGAAAGAAGAGGAAGCUAACAAGAAGAAGGGUGGAAAGAAGAGGAGACUGAGAGCAAGAGCUGGGCCUAAGGGAUUUGGACAAAAGGUUGAAGAGUUUGAAUUUGAUGCAGAUGAUUAAAAUGUAGGCACUUGCUUCCUGUAACCAUUUCGACGUUUUUGUAACUCUUGAUUUGUAUUAUGAAGUUUUCGAAACAGUUGAAAGUAA
Molecule: messenger RNA, 723 nt
Organism: Rosa rugosa (rugosa rose)
Lineage: Eukaryota; Viridiplantae; Streptophyta; Magnoliopsida; Rosales; Rosaceae
Exons: 2
Coding region: 106-636 (176 amino acids)
Source: RefSeq, a predicted model, not a curated record